AUGAUGCAAUCCGUCAAUAUUCGUUCUGUACGACCCGCUUCUCGUGAUCCCGCUACGACGGCUGCAGAGAUGAAUCUUUCGAAUCUCAAAUAUACCUGUAUGAACGACGGCAUUGGUGUAUAUGAUCUCUCUGCGAGCGUCCCGCCCUUUCCUAGCGCGAAUACAGAGACACCACUUACGUCUAGCGAUGUAAAGAAACAGGCUCGGGCUUGGCUUUCUGGGGCUCAGACUCUCGAAAUCUUAGGAGCAAGGCCUGAUUAUAAUCACUCGGCAAGAGCGGCGCGGAAGUUCGGUCUGACUGGAGAGGGGGCGGCUUCGAGCCGACAGAGUUCCGAAACCGAUAAGGAAUCCCGGGGUCUUGCCGCCAGUGACAGACUUGUAGAUAGAUUCGACUCUCAGAUAUGCAAAAUCCGGACGCAUAUUUUGCUGCCAUUUGGAGACCCAAAGUAUGCUAACCUUAUGGGCUUCCUCGACGUUUCGUCUAUCGACAGCUUUAUAUCUUUUGGCGUUUAUGCAAGGAUCCUUCGAGACAUCUCUACAUAUGUAAACUCACUGGAAAUUCUCGAUGUCCUUUCAAAGUUCACUAUCAUCGGCCUAACUCCGCUGCAGAACAAACAGUUGGCGAAUCCCCUCAAGCGGUCUGCAUCGGCACUGAUUCAAGCCGAGCAUGCCAACUGCCAGCAGAAGACUACUUGCGUGUUCUUCAAGCAAUUUCUAGCAGGUUCCGAGCAUGGAGGGGAGACCGUUCUACGCGGUGUUCGAACUUUGUACGCGAAAGAAUCAAUUGAAGACGAAUCCGAAGAGCUGAACCAUGACAAAUGCUCCGGCUCCUUACAAAAUGAUGGUUGCGGAGGUAGCCAGGAAAUAUAUUUCAUUCAAUUGCGCGCCCAGGUCUAUCCAACCCUUAUUUCACCCAGAAGCAUUGCAAUUGGCAAAUCUCAAAUUCUCAGGUCCACACUUCUUCGCGGCACCGACGCACCUCCGUCCACGAAUGUGGCGCAUGCAGCGGGCGGCCCCGAGAUUGAUGAGCGACGCGAUAGGAGAUUUUAG
This is a messenger RNA of Guyanagaster necrorhizus, 1050 nucleotides long. RefSeq lists its product as uncharacterized. Bases 1 to 1050 code for a protein of 349 amino acids. NCBI's taxonomy places the organism in Eukaryota, Fungi, Basidiomycota, Agaricomycetes, Agaricales, Physalacriaceae. The transcript has 9 exons. The record is from RefSeq and is a predicted model, not a curated record.